GGAAGCUCGCCUUGGCCGCUCUUCCGGUGUCGUAUGGCGACUGCAGCGGAUGUUGAUAUUUUGCUUACGAGCCUUCUGCUCAGAGAUGUGAACUAUCGUCUCCGGGACAGCUCGUUUUUGAAUUUAUCCUCGUUUUUGUCCAAUUGGCAAUCUCAGGGGAGCCGCUUCUCGGUGAGCCCAGCGUCAUCGCGUUCGUCCCGGUGGCGUCUCAACCGGGAAGCGCGGCGCUUCGUCUCGGAGCCGUGCGUGCGAUGAUGGAGGACUUUGACGAAAUCUACGAGGAAGAGGAUGAGGAAGAGGACGAGGACAGGGCCGUGGAGGAGCAGCUUCUUAAGUACGCUCCGGAUCCGGUGGUGGUGCGAGGCUCCGGACACGUCACAGUGUUUGGACUGAGCAACAAAUUUGAAUCAGAAUUUCCUUCAGCGCUCACAGGGAAGGUCGCACCCGAAGAGUUCAAAGCAAGCAUCAACCGUGUGAACAGCUGUCUGAAGAAGACACUGCCUGUGAACGUGCGCUGGUUGCUGUGCGGCUGCCUGUGUUGCUGCUGCACGCUUGGCUUCAGUUUGUGGCCUGUGAUUUGUCUCAGCAAGCGGACAAGAAGAUCUAUAGAGAAACUUCUAGAGUGGGAGAACAGCAGACUCUACCACAAGCUGUGUUUGCAUUGGAGACUGAACAAAAGAAAGUGUGAAUCCAACAACAUGAUGGAAUAUGUAAUCCUAAUAGAAUUCCUACCGAAGAUCCCCAUCUUCAGACCCGACUAGCCGAUGAUGAGAUCUUCACCGUCCCAAGCUGCCGAUGGAAUGUUUCCUCCAGAAUCACUCGAAAGUUUUUUUUUUGUUUUGUUUACAGGGCGACAUCGGCCCUCAGUUUUCAUUUCGGAUGACUUCUCGCGCGGUCAUCUUCUCUUUGCCUUUUGGUUUACAAGAUCCGUAUCCUAAUGAGUGAAUUCAGGCGAGCCGGCUCGCUCCCGAUUUGGCGGCGGUGUGGAUUUCAGGACUGGCGCUGGGAAAACUCUUCAGUGCUUUGCGAACUCGAGCACAGCGUGACCGUGGUGACAGGAAUGCUGCUCGAAGCUCGGCUCGCGACGACCCACCAAAUACACCCCAGUGCUUUCGGAAGAGGUUGGGGGGUGGACAGGAAGCUUCAAACGUGUAGCAGAAAGCAGCGGACAUCAUUUCGUCACUUGAGCACUCUUCACUGUGCAUUGCCUGGACCCAGAGACAAUCACACUGUUGUGACUGCACUCCACACUCUGGGACAACAUAUGCCCUGCCCUUAGUUGCCGAGGCAACAAGGAGGUAGGUGAUAAAGACUAACAAAAAACAGUUUUUUUUUUAAACCAUUUUGGUCAAAGCAACGUUGUGGAAUAACUUUGUGACAUCACAUCAUAGAGCAAGGUUACUUUCUGAAAGUCAGCCUUCUGGGUUUUUUUUUUCAAUUUCUAUUUUGCCAGACAUGUCUUGAUGCUUUUUUUUUCUUUUCACUGUAAGUGUGUGUGUGACAUGUUUGCAAUAGGGUGGAACCUCCAAGGUCAUGUGUUCAAAUUUUGUUGUGUGAAAUCUACAAAGUAAGUGUUGUUGUUUUUUUAUGCUCCAUUUGAAGGGUAAGGUAGGCUUGUUGUGGCAAUUAAUACAUUUUCCUGAAAUUCCAGAUGGCCACCCCGCCCCUGGUCAGUGAUGAAACAAAGGCCCUUCACAAUUUGUGGCGCUCCGAUCGAUCAGUCACCAUGACGUCCGGUUUUGUAUUCUGGUCACAAUUAGAAGCCGCAUUUGAUUUUGUAACGUGAACCAUUACAUACAAAAAAAAUUAAUUUUGGUGUUUGCAGAGCGAUGCUGUUGACUAGUGUUGAUGGUUGUAUUUCACUGAUGAACAACUCCGCAAGGAAAAACAUUUACACAACAACACAGGGGUUCUUCUUGUGCGCUGAAUCUUGCUGAUAGUAAAGACCAACCAAUUCGUCUUUGAUAAAAAGCUAAACACCUCUGGAGAUUUGCCCAAGUCGAAGUUGAGCUCAUAUUGUAAAUUUUGAAGUAUUUUUUGAUUUUGGAGGUUCGCACCGCUUUUAGUGUGUAGCCAUGUGUCAGCUGC
Messenger RNA from Hippocampus zosterae (dwarf seahorse), 2088 nucleotides. RefSeq names its product cysteine-rich hydrophobic domain 2 (gene chic2). The coding region runs from base 252 to 761 and encodes 169 amino acids. The transcript is spliced from 6 exons. Lineage: Eukaryota; Metazoa; Chordata; Actinopteri; Syngnathiformes; Syngnathidae. The record is from RefSeq and is a predicted model, not a curated record.